Molecule: messenger RNA, 2111 nt
Organism: Podarcis muralis (Common wall lizard)
Lineage: Eukaryota; Metazoa; Chordata; Lepidosauria; Squamata; Lacertidae
Source: RefSeq, a predicted model, not a curated record
CAUGCAUAUUAUAGCAGAACAGUGGUGCUAAGGCUACUUGAAAAAAAAUACAAAUCUUUGAUUAUUGCAUCUGUUGAGCAGUGUGUUUCCUAUCUUGAAACUUGUGAAUCAGUGGUUGAUAAAACAGGCAGGUUUAAUUCUUCCUCUACAUUGCAUAAUGGUAAUAAACAGAAGAAUUUUUACACUGGAAAAGAAUUGCAGUAUAUAUAUUUUGUUCAUUCCCUGAGCCUCUUAGGAAGAUUGUUGAUAUAUAAACAAGGCAGAAGACUUUUUCCUAUUCAGCUGAAAAACAGAAAAGAUUUGAUGUCCUUGACAGACCUUGUCGUAAUGUUUACUCGUCUUAUCUAUUGCGCCCCAAAUUGUCCAAAGACUCUUACAGUGCAUUCAGGCAAUUAUUCUCCAGCAGGCCUUAUUACUGAUGUGCUUGGAAUUCUUUGUGAGAGAAAAGAAUGUGCAACUGAAUGUCUAUAUACUAAUACAGUGAUAGAAGCACUUCUUCAGCCAAUACAUUAUUUACUGAAUGGAACAGAGGUGCAUCUAAAUUCUCCUGAAACAACUCUAAUACAUAUAGCCGAUAUUUGGCAAGGAUUGCUGCUGCAGAUGAUUGGUCUUUCACUCCUACUCUAUGGAGGAGAGAAGCCCUCUGCCAUGGAGGGUGGUAGCCUUAGGGGUGCACAUACUAUCGUUCAGUUUACAAAGAAGCUUCUUGAUGAAGACAUUUCUGUUCUUUCUGGGUCUGAGAUGUUGCCAGUGCUCAAAGGUGCUUUCAUUGUAUGCCACCAGAUGUAUAGUACUUGCGAAGGCUUAGAGGUGUUGCUACCUUACCAUUUACAUGGAUCUAUUUCUGAGGCUUGGAAAAAGACUAGUUUGCUUUCGGAGAGAAUUCCAACGCCUGUCGCGGGGGCAGAUUGUGUAUCAUCAGCAAGUCAAGAAUCACAGAGCUUUAUUGUACUGGAAGAGACGUUGUUGGAUGACUUGCUAAAUUUUGCAGCUACACCUAAAGGGCUUUUGCUGCUGCAGAAGACAGGAACAGUAAACGAGUGUGUGACUUUCAUGUUCAACAGGUUCACAAAAAACCUCCAAGUUUGUGGAUUUGAAAAGUUUGGCUAUGGAGCAAUUGUAUCGCAAGUAGCUGCAACAGCUGCAGGUGCUAUAGCUCUACAGAGUUCAGGAUUUAUAAAAGCACUUGUUACCGAAUUGUGGGGUGUUCUAGAGUGUGGAAGAGAUGAUGUCCGAGUAACUCAUCCCAGAUCAACACCAGUUGAUCCCAUUGAUCGGAGCUGUCAGAAGUCUUUUCUAGCUCUGAUAAACUUGUUAUCCUACCCUGCUGUUUACGAACUGAUAGGUGAUCAAGCGAUACCUAAUAAACCAGAAUAUUCUCUCCGUGAAGUUCCUACAGAUAUUAUAGAUAUCAUUGACAGGCUUAUAAUUGUGAACACAGAAGCUAAAAUUCAUUCAUUGUUCAAUUAUGAGCAGUCUCAUAUCUUUGGCCUGAGGUAAGAUACUAAAUUUUCUGAUUCACUUAAGGUAAAAUAAUCAGCUAGUUUCUUCUGUUCUGCAGUGCUGACUUGGUAAAAUGCUUAUGAAUCUGGCCAAUAUGAGGAUGCGGGUAGAGGUAUCUGUGAGUGAAAUAUACAGGUUGAGUGCUGUAUGGCAAUGAAACCCAAUAUACAGUCAGGGAAAUUAGACUAUGCACAAAGGAAGUAUUUCCCCUAGACAACAUGUAUUGUACCCGUUCAUAUGAGGCUUAGAGAUAAUCCUCUCAACGCAAAUCUUUGGUGUCCCCACCCCCACCCCCACCCCAUUAUAUUGUUUAUUAUAGGUUGCUUUUGGAGGUUGGAACUCUUAGCUGCUUGGGAUGCAGUCUACAAUUUUUGCUGUGCUGACACAAUAGAAAGAACUUAGGCACUUAAACCGUUACUCCUUGCUGUCUCUUGUUGGAUGAGGAAAGAAAUAGGAUGCUGAAAUUUUAAUCAAGAGCUGCAGUGGUUUUGACUGAUGUUUUGUAGCUAAUUGGCUGUAUACAGUCUUGGAUCUUUGAAUGUCAGGGGUUUACUGUGCCUGGUUUGAUGAGCACAACCUUUCUGUUACUUAUUUUAUUUAAAAAGCAU